AUGGACUAUGAGCCAAAUGCUGCCAUUUUGCCAAGUUUGGCAAGGCUUGGUCAAUUAGAGGGAUUCGACGGCGGGCCUGCAGGACGGCGCCUGAACACUAUGGUUUUCACAGCAGCCGUCGUCUUGGUGGAGGUGUGUGGUACCCCCUUGCAGGUGGUGACCAAGGACUUGAUAGAAAGCGGCUUCUUUGGGAGUGGCUUGGGCUCCUUCAACCAGGUGAUGGGUGUGUGCUCUCGGAACACGGUAAGCUUUAAUGGGAAGGUGCUGGACAAGGUGCAGGUUUGCUCAGAGGACUGUUCCAGCCCCCUGGGAAUUCUCGAUGCCGUCCAGGCAAAGUUGCAAGGCGUACCUGAAUGGGACGACAGCGACUACAAGCUCUUAAUUUUGCCGUCGAACUGGCUGGCCGCCAACGGCAUCGGCACACUGGGCGGCACAACCUCCUGGUACUCGGAGGUUCGCGUGUGCCCGCAAUUGUAUCUGCAUGAGAUCGGCCACAACUGGGUGCUCCAUCAUGCCAGCGGAAGUGUGACCAGUCAGGAGUAUAUGGACACCAGCUCGGCCAUGGGCUACUGCUGUGAAACUCGGUGCCAUAACUUCCUGCACUCCUGGCAGCUAGGCUUUGCAGGCUACCAAGAGGAGGCCCUCUUUGCGAGUCACCUCCUUGCUGGGGUGGACUCCACUACCAUCAAGCUCAAAGCAGUGGGGACGGAUUUCACCAGUGGCCUUCUGGUUUAUGUGGAUACGAUCUACCCAGGAGAUUGGUCAGUCGUGCCAGCAACACUCACUAUUUCUUGGCGCGGGACGCUGGGCUUCGAUCAAUACUUGGAAGGAGGGUUUCAUGGAAACGCAGUGCAAGUGCAUCACUUCCAGCCAGAAAUCGACGGCAGGACGUCAAGGUCCCUGACGUACCUUUUGCAUGAGGUGCGCAGAGGUUCGACCAUCAUAAUUUGGGAUACGGACAGGCAAAGCCACCGCCUCUUUACCAGCAUCAAGAUGCAGGUCAAGGGUCAGACAACAGAUCCCGCGAGUGACACAGUGGACGUGGUCCUGUGUCCGCGCUUGCUCAAUGAGACCUGGGAGACACCCACAGAAGAUCUCCAACCAUGCCCGCCGUCGAGCGAAUCCACCCAACGAACGGAUUGGACCUCGGUCAAAAUUCAAGGAACCUUUGCUUUCGCGGGAGUGGAGUGUUCCGAACUUUCUUACCGGGCGGCAAAGUUUGCAAACGGGAUGAGAGCCGGACUGGCAUUGUCUUUCGGCACAACCAAAGCAGCCGUCACGCCGCAGCGUGUGCGAUGUGCCGACCCCAUCGUGGUGUCGUACAUGCUCAAAGUUCCUGCUAAGAAUGUAUCGGCCGUUGUGGAGAAGAUCGUGUCAAUCAGUCAGGUAGACCUAGCCUCCAAUCUCAAUACUGGUUUCGCGACCGAGGGCUUUAUGCUUUUCGACCUUGCUGUGACCAGUGUAGGUGCCCCAGAGUACGAAGGUGCAGGGGAGAAGACAACAACGACUGCCGCGACCACUUCAACAUUGGCAACGACGACGACAAACCAGGUGGCCACUACGACGACAACAACGAACCAGGUGGCGUCUACGACGUCGACAACGACUACAGAGUUUAUCUUCCGCGGUGGUCCUUGGUCCCAAUUCUUCAACGAUCAGGCUGGAUCUGAAAGGGUCGCAGCAACAAAUGCUUUGGUGGCAGUCGGUUGCUCGGGAGAAUUUUGCGGCAGCAUACGACUUAGUCACCGUGCGGACAUUGCACUGCACAACACUGUGGCGACCAUCCACCAGCUCCAAGGCGACGUUGAUUAUCUUGCUUGUCAAGUUGGCCAGAUUGCUAUGAAGUUUACUUGUGUGGGUAGCUCUUGCGCAUCAUUCCAGCUGCAUUGUGCAUUGCCGAAGGCCGGCAAGGUUGUCUUCGAGACGAGGAGUGACACUGCAUGGUUCCCUUCCCAGGUACACGGUGCCGAGGACGGCAGGUGCCCUGGCGACACCGUUGUCGUGGGCGUGCGCUGUGGCGGGGCCCAAUGUGCUACCAAGCAGCUGACUUGUGCAGUCUACCAGCCAGGUGCGUGCAUCCCUGCUUGUGGAACUCUCUCCCUGGAGUGUGGCGACGACGGCUGCGGUGGCUCUUGCGGAAGUUGUCAACGCAGCAGCGGCACGGAUGCUGCCUCAUUCUGCCGGGGUGACGUUGGGCGAUGCGUCCACUUCGCGACCACCGAAUGGGCGCAGAGCGGCAAAGAAAUGACCAAGACGAACCUUGUCAGUACUGGUAUGGGCUGUGCUGGCAGGUAUUGCGAAUCGGUGAAUUUGAUCCAGAUGAGUGCCUCCAUCGAUGCGGCUUCCUCAGAGAGAUCUGGCUGGAUCUCAGACAAUACUGGAAAGCGCUGGUUCUGGAACAGAGGUACCCAGGCUGAGGAUCAGAUCGCAGACUGCCCCGACGGAAUGGCUGUGACUUGGGUAGAGUGUACUGGCAAGCACUGUGAUAAUCUCCGUUUGCUCUGUGCCAAGCCUCUGCAGUGGGUGGUGGACAUGACGGAGGAGCCUAUCGUGACUGACUGGUUUAGUGAAGAACAGCAGCGCAUGGACUGCGAUAAGGGGAAGGUAGUGACCGGUGUGGAGUGCCAAGCCUCUAAGCGCUGGUGCAUUCGAAGCUGCGGGCAGUUUUGUGACAACAAGCGGCUGCGUUGCCGGAGCAUCCGCCCGGAGAAGGCAGGCGCUGCUGUGCUUGGCAUCCUCGCCUCGACUGACAUGCCGAAGUCUACGAAGGUUGUGCCCCCCGCAGGAAGUCCUUGGUGGUCGGGGGCCACGAACAUGAUCAGCGACGCAUGGAGCUUUGUCGAUGGGACAAGCAUGGGCGUCUCUGGUGCCCCUCAGGCUGGGACCUUUCUGUCUUUGGCUGUCGUCAUGCUGGCGAUGUGCCGAUGA
Symbiodinium necroappetens is the source of this 2928-nucleotide messenger RNA. Lineage: Eukaryota; Dinophyceae; Suessiales; Symbiodiniaceae. The record is from the annotation of a GenBank genome assembly.